AUGCCGUCCUUCGCUGAUCAACCAGAGGAAGUCAAAACUCGCGAAAGGAAAAGAGUUAGAAAUCUUUUGAGAUAUUAUACACCAGAAAAAUAUAAACUUACGCGUCAAAGUGAGGAUGACAAUAUCGAAACAAACAGCCACGGAUAUGCAGCGUUACCAGAAACCAUUUGUGAAGCGGAAGAACAACCACCGAUACAAGAGAAUCCAAAGGAAAACGAGAAGGGGGGGCCAGAUCCUUCAAAACGACUUCGUGAUGAUCCUACGUUAACUGCCUUUGCGCAGCUUGGCGCAUAUCGAUUAAACACUGAAAGAUCUUUCAUAUCUCUAAUGGACUCUCACAACCAAUAUAUCAUUGCAGAAGCGACAAAGAGUGUCUCUUUACUCCAAAGUGACGUUACUAAACCUGGUGACGAAAUAUUUCUUGGGGCUCGCAUCCUAGAUAUGCACUGGGGGAUAUGUCCAAAUACCAUUCAGAUUUUCACGGCCAAGGACGACGCUGGUAAUGUGAAAACUAACCUUGUUACCGCGAAUCAGACUCGUUAUGUAAUGAACGACCUCUCUGCUAUUGAACGGUACAAAACACGCCCCUACAUUGCAGGUUGGCCACAUAUGAGAUAUUAUGCCGAAGUUCCUAUUUACAGUCCGGACAAUUAUGUGAUAGGAACCUAUUGCGUGGUCGAUAACAAACCACGAUAUGAGGGUCUGAACGACGAGGGGUUUGCGAUAUUAACCGAGAUCGCAAGAGCAAUCAUGAGACACCUUCAACUGAUCGAAAAUCAAAGCCACUUAGAAAGGGGUGCGAAGAUGGUAAAAGGCCUGGGACUUUUUGUGGCUGGCAAGUCUAACCUGGGUGAAGGGUUGGAAGAUAGUUCCCCAAAUUCUCAGAGCGAAUCCAAUUCUUGCGUAACCGAUACGGCUGAGACAUUCUCGACAUCAAGGGAACAAACGGAGAUAUGCCAAACGCAGGUAAACUCUGUUAGUAUAGCAAGCCAGGUCAGCGAAUCAUCUUCGUUUUCCUCCGGGUUCGACAAAACUACAAUCAUUGAAAGAAACAGGCCGAGCAUAAGUCGUACUUCUUCAGCGGAGUCUGCGCGAAAACAAUCUUUUUCCAGCAUAAAACUCAAACAGUUAUUUUCUCGAGCAAGUCAACUAAUCCUUGAGGCCAUAGGUCUUGAUGGAGUUGUCUUUGUUGACGCAUGCUUUAGAGGUUCGGCGAGUAAAAUUUCAUCCAAGAACAGGUUUAUCUCUGGCGCUACCCCUAAUGGAUUUAAAGACCGGGUUCAAAAUGGCGAUGGAAGUAAGGCACCAUAUUUCUCAACUGAUAUUGCUAAUGAUUUUGAAUCUAAACGGACAGCAAAGCCUCUAACGAGUGAUUUGUUGGGAUGCAAAGUCAGACACAAUCUGGACUCUUCUCAACUCGACGAGCUUACAGAUAUUUCACUCUCACAGACAACUGUAAGGGGUUUGAUGACAUGUUAUAGUCAAGGUCGGAUUUUUGUCAUUCUCGACAAUGGUACUCUGGAUUAUGAUCUAGAACCCGAGCCGUUCGAGAUUUGCGAAAAUGGAAAUAUUGAGCCUGACAAAGCAGUUGUUGCAGCAUGGGUUGGAGAAUUAUUGGUGGUCUGUCCUAGAGCACGAACGAUUGUCUUUUUCCCUUUGAGGGAUCCACAACGAGAUCAAUGGCUUGCAGGAAGCUUCGCUUGGACAGAAAGGCCGUUCAGAAUCAUGACCACAGAGGAUCUCACCUAUCUCACAGCCUUUGGGAACUGCAUCAUGGCCGAGAAGUCUCGUCUAGAUGCCGAGCUUGCGGAUCGUGCCAAAUCAGAUUUUAUCUCCGUGGUUUCGCACGAAUUGCGGAGUCCUCUUCACGGUGUUUUAUCUAGCGCAGAGGCUCUUCGAGAUACGUCGACCGGCGAUGAGCAAGAUGAUAUGAUUCGUUCUAUAACCAUAUGCGGCGAGGUUCUGCUGGAUACUAUGGACCAUAUCCUAGAUUACGCUAAAAUGACCAACAAGGAGGAGACUAAAGAUAUGAAGGAUCUUCCAAGACAAUUUAUUGACUCAAACACGGAUUUCGACCUCAGUAACCUCAUUGAGACCGUCAUUGAGGGGGUCUCUGCGGCACAAAGCUUUCGACAAUCAACCUUUGAAGGUUCGCUUUCCGUCGAUAGAGAUGAUCUAGAUACGACCAUGGAUGCAAGUGGCUCGCCAGAUAGUGUUGUGAUUGUUCUUGAGAUCGAUUGGCAGAUCUCCUGGACCUUCAGUUCCCAAAUCAGUAGCUGGAGACGAAUUUUGAUCAACCUCUUCCAAAAUGCCCUCAAAUACACCGAGUUUGGAUACGUUCAUGUCCGUUUGACGGCACAGCAAUCUAUUAAUGGUCCGACGGCCAAAUUGUCCAUCAUAGAUUCCGGCAAAGGUAUAUCCAGAGAUUAUUUGAAAUACGAACUAUACACACCAUUUGCACAGGAAGAUCCUAUGAGUAUUGGUACAGGGCUAGGCCUUAGCAUCGUUGGAAAACUGGUGCAAGGACUCGACGGGACGAUUGAUAUAUCGAGCACGAUUGGAGCCGGUACAGCUGUUCAGGUGGAAAUUCCUGUCAAGCAAUCAAUAUUAUCUGAUGAUUACGAAGAGACUAAUAGUAAGAAAUUGAUUAGAGAGACGAAAGAACGCUGUCGCGGGCUAUCAAUGUGCCUUCUCGGGCUUGAUAAUUAUCCCGACCCCUGCGAGAUACCUACAGUUGCGCGGUCUGCGGAAGAAAGAAAAAUGACUGCAAUCAAGUCUGCGUUGAUAAACUAUGCUGGCGACUGGUUUGGAAUGGUUAUACGAAAAGCUUGCUCGGGCGUUUCUACCAAUGGUGUUAUUUUUAUUUGCCUGAAGUCACAACUUCAAUUCGCGGACCACACUAGACAGAAGCCUUUGAUUGUGUUCGAGGAUAACACGAAACUUUCCAAAAAAGAGGAGGGUGUGUUCUAUCUGACACAACCUGCCGGACCCUAUAAACUAGCGAGAAUUCUAGGGCAAUGUAUUGACUAUCUACAUUCCACAGGCUCUAUACCAAACAACAUCGAACUACCCAGCAUGACAUAUAGGGUCCCAUCCAGCACAGGCUCUCCUCACAUGCUCACGCCAUCCACCAACGGAUAUCCCGAUUCUCAGAUCAUUGAAGUCAGUCCAAAAAACGUUGACAAUAAUGAUAGACCCAACAUGGAAUCACGUCAACAAUUAAACGAACCCAUAGACUCAGCGCGGCCCAAAUUCGAGUCACGGAAAUUAUCAAAUGAAUCUACAGACUCAGCACUAGAUAUGAGAAUAACUGAAGAGCCGGUUGUGACAUAUCAAUCGUUUCCCUUCCAAGUGGAAUUGCCACCGCCGUCGACGAAGGAGAAUGAGGUGGGUACGUUGGAUGAUGUACAAGAAAAAUCGAACGGGUAUGUCGAUGAAAAGUCCGUGGCGCUCCAGGUGCUUGUUCUAUCUGAAGCAGCCGCGAGUACGGCUCUAGAAAAGCCGGUCGCUGUUGUUCAGAACCCUGUUAUCUUUGAUGAGCCUGUUGUGCUUAACGGAUCCCUGAUUUCGGAGAAGCCUGUCGUCGCCGAGAAGUCCCCAGUUAUUCUUGAGAAGCCCUCAACCAUUGGAAAAGCUCCAGUAAUUGAAAAGCCUCUCGUUUCCGAGAAACCUGCAGUCUUGCAGAUCGCCAAAGCAGGACCAAAACCAGAAUUGUCAUCCACAUCCGCGGUUGAGAAGUUUUCACGAACGGUUGUUCUUCUGGUUGAGGACAAUAUAAUCAAUCUGAAAAUACUUGUCCACAGCAUGAAGAAACUAAAAGAGGAACACGAUACUGCAUCGAAUGGCUUAGAAGCCUUUGAGAAAUACAAGAAAGCUCCUGGAAGAUUCAAGUUAAUAUUCAUGGAUAUCUCCAUGCCCAUCAUGGACGGACUCACCUCCGCACGCCAUAUCCGCGAAUACGAAAAUACAAAUGGAUUAAGCAGAACGCGCAUCGUGGCGCUCACGUGUUUUGGUACGGAUGAACAUAGGAGGGAUGCGGCUAUGAGCGGAAUCGAUUUGUUUUUGACUAAGCCGAUUAAUAUGAAAUCGCUGAAGCCGGUGGUGGAUUUGGAUCCGGAGGUUGUGGGGGGUGGGGUGAUGAAGGAGGGGUUGAGUGGGUUGAGUGGGUUGAGGCUUGAGAGAUAA
Messenger RNA from Sclerotinia borealis F-4128, 4185 nucleotides. Lineage: Eukaryota; Fungi; Ascomycota; Leotiomycetes; Helotiales; Sclerotiniaceae. The record is from the annotation of a GenBank genome assembly.